AUGCCCUCAAAUGCACCGUUCACCUGCGCGAGCAGACUGGAUGCAGAGCUCCUUCCCCUUCUCACAGCUCAUACACAGCUGGAUGUAGAGCUCCUUCCCCUUCUCACAGCUCAUGCACAGCUGGAUGCAGAGCUCUUUCCCCUUCUCACAGCUCAUGCACAGCUGGAUGCAGAGCUCCUUCCCCUUCUCACAGCUCAUGCACAGCUGGAUGCAGAGCUCCUUCCCCUUCUCACAGCUCAUGCACAGCUGGAUGCAGAGCUCCUUCCCCUUCUCACAGCUCAUGCACAGCUGGAUGCAGAGCUCCUUCCCCUUCUCACAGCUCAUGCACAGCUGGAUGCAGAGCUCCUUCCCCUUCUCACAGCUCAUGCACAGCUGGAUGCAGAGCUCCUUCCCCUUCUCACAGCUCAUGCACAGCUGGAUGCAGAGCUCCUUCCCCUUCUCACAGCUCAUGCACAGCUGGAUGCAGAGCUCCUUCCCCUUCUCACAGCUCAUGCACAGCUGGAUGCAGAGCUCCUUCCCCUUCUCACAGCUCAUGCACAGCUGGAUGCAGAGCUCCUUCCCCUUCUCACAGCUCAUGCACAGCUGGAUGCAGAGCUCUUUCCCCUUCUCACAGCUCAUGCACAGCUGGAUGCAGAGCUCUUUCCCCUUCUCACAGCUCAUGCACAGCUGGAUGCAGAGCUCUUUCCCCUUCUCACAGCUCAUGCACAGCUGGAUGCAGAGCUCUUUCCCCUUCUCACAGCUCAUGCACAGCUGGAUGCAGAGCUCUUUCCCCUUCUCACAGCUCAUGCACAGCUGGAUGCAGAGCUCCUUCCCCUUCUCACAGCUCAUGCACAGCUGGAUGCAGAGCUCCUUCCCCUUCUCACAGAUCAUGCACAGCUGGAUGCAGAGCUCCUUCCCCUUCUCACAGCUCAUGCACAGCUGGAUGCAGAGCUCCUUCCCCUUCUCACAGCUCAUGCACAGCUGGAUGCAGAGCUCCUUCCGCUUCUCACAGCUCAUGCACAGCUGGAUGCAGAGCUCCUUCCCCUUCUCACAGCUCAUGCACAGCUGGAUGCAGAGCUCCUUCCCCUUCUCACAGCUCAUGCACAGCUGGAUGCAGAGCUCCUUCCCCUUCUCACAGCUCAUGCACAGCUGGAUGCAGAGCUCCUUCCCCUUCUCACAGCUCAUGCACAGCUGGAUGCAGAGCUCCUUCCCCUUCUCACAGCUCAUGCAGGGCUGGAUGUAUGGGGGAGAGACGCAGAGGAAGAAGGGCACACUAGAAAGAUCCCCCCCCUCCCCUCCACCGCUCCCCAACCGCCCCUCCACCGCUCCACCACCUCAUCCCCAGCGCCCGUCUUUAUCUCACCUGCGCCAGCGUCAGCAAACGGCCUGUUUGGCGGAAGUGCAGGAACGACGCUGCCUCCACAUACUCUUGCAACUGCCAAGGUCAAGAGUGGAGCGCAGGUGGAAAAGACGUCUCCAACGUAG
This is a messenger RNA of Closterium sp. Yama58-4, 1464 nucleotides long. Lineage: Eukaryota; Viridiplantae; Streptophyta; Zygnematophyceae; Desmidiales; Closteriaceae. The record is from the annotation of a GenBank genome assembly.